AUCAAAUCAAAAAAACCCUAGAGAGAGAAAGAGAGAGUGACAGGCGUCCCUCCAGAAUAUCGCCCGGCUUCUCUUUCAAAAAGUUUCAAAAAUCCCAUUCAAAAACGCUCCACCAAACAAGAAGAAAGAAGAAGAAGAAGAAGCCUCAUCUCUCUACUUCUAUCCGUUGCUCCAUCUUGAUCUUCUUUCCGUUGAUUUCUUAAUUCUUCAGCCGGCAGUUGAUGGGCCUACAGACUACAGUACAACACUAAAUAGGUCAGUUGACUGUUUCUUAGGAUUCGGUGAGCGAGCGGACAGGGUUGGAUCUCCGGUGUUCCGAUUAAGAUACGAAAGAUGAAUGUCGUCGGAAGGAAGCUUCAGAAAUCCGGUUCGACCGGCCACACUCAUCAGCGCCAGCACUCCUCCGACGGCUAUGUAGAUUCAUCUUUCAACAACAAAUGGCUUCAAUCGGCUGGCCUCCACCAUAUUCAGCCUUCUAACCCUUCGAUCCCUCCUUUGCAGGAUAUAGGGUUGUACGGUAAUAACGGUGCAGGGCCUUAUUCAAGAUAUGCGAGGAACUAUCAGGGAAAUGACUAUGGAGGAGAAAAUGAUUUUUUUGCCGAUCCUUCCAUUCCACCUUUUAGUUCAAGAUCUAACAUGAGGAAGAAUGGUGAAGAUGAUGGUGGUCCUCAUGGAGAUUUCAGCCCUGGAUUGCUCGACCUGCAAUCCUUUGAUACAGAGCUAUUAACCGAUAUUCCCAAACAGUAUAAUGAAUCUUUACAUUACCAGUCUGUCCAUCGUGCAAAUUUUGAAGAUUUUGAUCCAUAUUUCCCAGUUGACAAAAUUUCAAAUGAAACUAAUGUUGUCAACAACUUCUCAAAUGAUAAAGAGAAGCCCACCAAUGUUGCUAAGAUCAAAGUUGUGGUUCGUAAAAGACCAUUGAACAGAAAGGAAAAUUCAAGGAAGGAGGAAGACAUUGUAACCAUACAAUCAAACAGUAAUAGACUCGCUGUGCAUGAAAGUAAACUCAAGGUUGAUUUAACUGAGUAUGUGGAGAAACAUGAAUUUGUUUUCGAUGCUGUGCUCAGUGAGGAUGUUUCAAAUGAAGAAGUCUAUGCAGAAACUGUACAGCCCAUAGUCCCAAUUAUUUUCCAACGAACUAAAGCUACUUGCUUUGCAUAUGGACAAACAGGAAGUGGAAAAACUUAUACCAUGAAGCCACUGCCCCUCAAAGCAUCCCAAGAUAUUUUCAGAUUGAUGCACCAUGAAUACAGAAACCAAGGGUUUCAGUUGUUUGUCAGUUUCUUUGAAAUAUAUGGAGGAAAAUUGUUUGACCUCCUCAAUGACAGGAAGAAGCUUUGCAUGAGGGAAGAUGGAAAACAACAAGUUUGCAUUGUGGGUUUACAAGAAUUUAGAGUAUCUGAUGUAGAAGUAAUCAAGGAGCUGAUCGAGAGAGGAAAUUCCACUAGGAGUACUGGCACAACUGGUGCAAAUGAGGAGUCCUCUCGAUCUCAUGCUAUACUUCAACUUGCCAUCAAGAAACUAGUUGAUGGGAAUGAUGCUAAAAAGCCUCCUCGAAAUAUUGGAAAAUUAUCAUUUAUUGAUCUUGCUGGAAGUGAACGUGGUGCAGACACUACUGAUAAUGAUAAACAAACAAGGAUGGAGGGUGCUGAAAUAAACAAAAGCUUACUUGCUCUGAAAGAAUGCAUUAGAGCUCUGGACAAUGAUCAAGGACAUAUCCCAUUCAGAGGGAGCAAGCUGACUGAGGUUCUUAGAGAUUCAUUUGUUGGCAAUUCUCGCACAGUUAUGAUUUCCUGCAUUUCUCCCAAUGCAGGAUCAUGCGAACACACUUUAAACACCCUUAGAUACGCUGAUAGAGUAAAAAGUCUUUCAAAGGGGAACAACUCCAAAAAGGAUCAAUUGUCUUCAUCAUUAAAUGUUAGAAGUUCUGUGACAUUUCCCUUAUCAUCAUCAGCAGCAGCUUCCCUUCCAGUCUUUGACGACAAUUUAACUGCUGCUCCUUAUGAGAGUACCAGAUUUGGAUGGUCAAAACAAAUUGAGAAGGAACCAUCACCAUCUUUAAACAUAAUAGAGCGUGUUCCUAGUGGAAGGGCACACAGUAAUAAUUCUUCCUACGCAAACAGUUACAAGGAUCGAAGAAGCGAUCAAGUGGAAACAACUGAAGAUGAAUUUUACUACUCAGAGGCAAUGUAUGAGAAUGUAAUUCCACCUUUUAUGACUGGGAAGUCCGAGCUGCUGAAGGUUGAUGAUGAUCUUGAUGCCCUGUUGAAGGAAGAAGAAGAGCUGGUAUCUGCUCAUAGGAAACACAUUGAGGAGACAAUGGAUAUCGUUAAGGAGGAGAUGAACCUUUUGGUUGAAGUUGAGCAACCAGGCAAUCAGUUGGAUGAUUAUGUGUCUCAAUUAGAUGAAAUUCUAUCUCAGAAGGCAGCAGUUAUCUUACAACUGCAAACUCGUUUAUCUCAGUUUCAGCGACGUUUGAAAGAGUACAACGUUUUGAUGUCUUCGUCGGGUCAGUGAUUUUCUUCAAGUCUCUCUUGAUGUUGUAUCCUGUUUUGACUAUGUGAAAUUUGCUUUUUCAAAUAUAUUGUGGUGGCAGUACUAUUGAGUUCAAUCUUAUGGAUCCAAUGUAAUCUCUCAAUUCUGACUCUAUUAAGAUUCAGUUGUCUCUGGUCAUUGAACAAAUAAUCUAUAUAAUUGUUUGUUGGGGGUGUUAUUUAAAGAUGACCAAAUUGUUUCAACAUUUGAAUGUGAAGUUAUUUU
Impatiens glandulifera is the source of this 2760-nucleotide messenger RNA. RefSeq names its product kinesin-like protein KIN-13B. NCBI's taxonomy places the organism in Eukaryota, Viridiplantae, Streptophyta, Magnoliopsida, Ericales, Balsaminaceae. Bases 334 to 2517 code for a protein of 727 amino acids. The transcript has 12 exons. Gene Ontology annotation, biological process: microtubule-based movement. The record is from RefSeq and is a predicted model, not a curated record. Gene Ontology annotation, molecular function: ATP binding; microtubule binding; microtubule motor activity.